This is a messenger RNA of Culex quinquefasciatus (southern house mosquito), 777 nucleotides long. RefSeq lists its product as uncharacterized. Bases 1 to 777 code for a protein of 258 amino acids. Lineage: Eukaryota; Metazoa; Arthropoda; Insecta; Diptera; Culicidae. The record is from RefSeq and is a predicted model, not a curated record. The transcript has a single exon.
AUGGGCUGCAAACAGUGUAACAAGAAGGUCUCUGAUUCGGACCGCAUCGUGUGUCGCGGUUUUUGCGAGUCAACCUUCCACAUGAUUUGCGUUAAAGUGGACGUCCCGGCACUCGACGUUAUGGGGACGCACCCCAAUAACUUCUUCUGGAUGUGCGACGAGUGCAGUAAGCUGUUCUUGAGCAGUCAUUUCCGUCACCUCGUCAAAGAAAACGGCGCAGGUCCCAAAGCGUUAGUCGAGUCAAUGAAAACGGUGCAGAGCGAUAUCGCUAAACUUGCAUCGACGGUUGCCGCGCUCAACGAAAAAGUCGAAGCGCAAUCAACUUCUUCGUCUGACUGGCCUACCCUUGGCCAAAAGCGACAGCGGGACUCGAGCGCGGACCCACCUGGAAAGGCAAACAUUCCGGUCGCAUCCCGUGGAAAAAAGGCUAUGACGUCUGUUCCCAUCAUCGCGGACGCUGAGCCCGACGAUUUGUGGUACAUUUGGCUGUCCAGUUUCCCACCAACUGUAACGGAAGACGACAUCUGCACGAUGGUGAAAGAGUGCCUCUCCGUCGACGAAGAUGAUCCCGUCGUGGUUAAGAUGCUUGUGAAAAAAGGAGUCGACGUCGCCGAACUCUCUUCUAUCACGUUCAAGGUUGGGGUAAGCCGGGACUACCGAGAUUCAUCUCUGGACGCGGACAACUGGCCUGCAGGAUUGGCCUUCCGCGAGUUUAUUGACUUCACCAGGCGACCUAGCGUUACCACCUCGGGGUUCGCGAAACGUCGAACGGAUUAA